Messenger RNA from Bactrocera dorsalis (oriental fruit fly), 942 nucleotides. RefSeq names its product protein CutA homolog. The transcript has a single exon. Gene Ontology annotation, molecular function: copper ion binding. The record is from RefSeq and is a predicted model, not a curated record. Lineage: Eukaryota; Metazoa; Arthropoda; Insecta; Diptera; Tephritidae. The coding region runs from base 319 to 846 and encodes 175 amino acids. Gene Ontology annotation, biological process: response to metal ion.
AGUGAAAUAAAUAUCAUAAUUUUGUACAUUUCCACCGAUAUUAUUAAAACAUAUACGUUCUCCAAAUUCAUGAAGCAUUUUGCAAAUCGAUUAGAAAUACCCAAUUGCUUACUGCUGCUUUGACAGCCUUCAAUAAUGGCUACACAGGCAUGCAUGCAUGUGUGUGAUCAAUUGUGCUUUUAAAAAGCUGCUCUGCUACGAAAUACAAACUUCAGUACAAUCAGCAAAAUUGAUCUGGUAAACAUAAACAAAACACCGGCUUUAAUUAGCUAUUUAAGGCAGAUUUUAAGGUGGACUUUGCCAAUGAGCAGAUUGUAAAUGCAAUCAUUCACACGAACUGUGCUUUCCCGACGUUAUACACCCGUCUUUUUUACUUCUCAAAAAUUGUUGGUGACCUUCGUCGUUGCAGCGAAUAUUCUAAACGCAAGAGCAACUACACAAUCUUAUAAAACUUGUGGUAGCACUUUAACUACCAAUUGUAAAGAUAUGAGUGAUCCUACUGCUGAGGACUCAUAUACUGCCGGCAGCAGUUCGGUGGCAUUUGUGACAACACCAGAUGACAAGUUGGCCAAAAAAUUAGCACAAGGUUUAGUGGAGAAGAAAUUGGCUGCUUGUGUCAACAUAAUCCCACAUAUACAAUCUAUUUACAUGUGGGAGGGAAAGGUUAAUGAGGAUAACGAAUAUUUAAUGAUGAUCAAAACGAGAACUAGUCGUAUGGACGAAGUAAUCAAGUUUGUACGUGAGAACCAUUCUUACAGUGUGGCGGAGGUUAUAACCUUGCCUAUUGAAAAUGGCAAUGCACCUUAUUUAAGUUGGAUUGAGCAAAUUGUGCCAGAUAAGAAGUAAAUAAACCAAAGGUGAACAGAAUUCUUUGAAACGCAUUGUGAAAUAUAUGCAUAUUAUAAAUUUAAAAAUAAAUUGAAUUACUUUAAAUAUUAUAAA